AUGCCCCCAACAUCGAUAUAUCUGCAAAAAGCAUGCCUUCUGCAUCGGUACAUUCGGUCGCGAGACAACUCGCACAUCUUCGAGCGGCCGGAACGGCUGCGCGCGGUCAAUGUCGGGCUCGCGGCCGCCAUCGCGCGCAUGGAGGAAGGCGCGCCGACCAAACCCGCGCCCGCUAACGCCCCGCUCAGAACGGAGGAGGAUGAAGAUGAACUGACGAAGGCUCUCGAGAAGCUCCAGCUUUCGACGCCAUGCGCGACCCAGCAGCCCGCGCGCGUGCCGGCUACCAUUGUCCACAGUGGCGCAACUGUAGACAUUCUGAACCACGCGGCAGUCAAGUUCGUGCAUGGCGACAUAGACGACGAUGUGUAUCUGAAGACUCUCAAGAAGUGGACGCAAGACAGCCACGACAAGAUAAACCAGGGCGGUAGCGAGAUCCCCGAGGGCUACAACCAAGGCGACUUGUACCUUUGCCCAGGAUCGUUGGACGCCAUACAAGGUGCCCUUGGAACCAUGUGUGAAGCUGUGGACAGCGUUGUUGGUUUGCCUAGCCCCGACACUCCUUCUCAAGCUUUCGUGGCCGUCCGUCCACCUGGGCACCAUUGCGGAGAGGAUACACCCUCAGGAUUCUGCUUCGUCAACAAUGUGGCCGUGGGUGCUGCUCACGCCUAUCUCAAGUAUAAGAUUAACCGUGUUGUUGUCUUGGACAUCGACUUGCAUCAUGGUAACGGCACACAGGCCAUCGCAUGGCAGAUCAACGAGGAAACGUAUCGCAAGCAGCUCGAAGGGGAAGCGGGUGCGCCUCACGAGCCCGGACUGCAAGUCUACUACGGCAGCAUCCAUGACAUAUUAUCUUACCCAUGUGAAGACGGGAAGACGAGCUUGGUACAAGCAGCCUCGGUCUCCAUCCAUGGGCCGCACGGGCAGCACAUCGAGAAUAUUCAUCUGUCGCCGUACACAUCUGAAGACGAGUUCUGGGAUAAGCUGUAUGCCGGGCCCUACUCUCGCCUGCUACAGAAAGCAGGCGAAUUCCUCGAGAACACCGGCAAGUCUUCGGAUGACGUCUUGGUGUUCAUCAGUUGCGGCUUCGACGCGAGCGAGCAUGAGCACCCUGGUAUGUCGCGCCACGGACGCAAAGUACCCACAUCAUUCUACCACCGAUUCGCACGCGACGCCUGCGCAUUCGCCUCGCGCUACGCCAACGGCCGCCUCAUCAGCGUCCUUGAAGGUGGCUACAGCGACCGCGCGCUCGCCAGCGGCGCGAUGGCCCACCUCGCCGGUCUCCUCGAAGACGAUACGCACCCGGUGGACCCGACCUGGUGGAGUCAGGAGAACCUCCUCGCGCUUGAGGCGGCGACCAAGAAGCGGCGCGGCGGCCGGCCGUCCAACACCACGCCCCCGGCCCCCUGGCUCGCGCGCACGGUCGAGCUCUUCGCGUCCAUCGACGCCUCGCACACCCUCGCCCCCAUCUCCCACCCCCGCGCGCCCAUUGCUGCGUCAGACCGCACGUUGCGCGACAGGAAGCCUGCGCGAGCGAGUCCGGCGGCAUCCCCAGGGAAGAAGAUAGCCGCAAAGAAAGGGGCAGCGGCCACCAUCACGUCGACUGACGAAGAGAGCGAUUCGGUCUCGACGGAUGCGUCCGUCCCCGAGGAGGCUGGCGCGGCUCAGUCGGCCUCCAAGAAGCUGCCGAGGGUGAUUUUGAAGCUGGGCCCACAGCCGGACGCCUGA
Epithele typhae is the source of this 1725-nucleotide messenger RNA. Its product is annotated as Arginase/deacetylase. Lineage: Eukaryota; Fungi; Basidiomycota; Agaricomycetes; Polyporales; Epitheliaceae. The record is from RefSeq and is a predicted model, not a curated record. Bases 1 to 1725 code for a protein of 574 amino acids. Gene Ontology annotation, molecular function: histone deacetylase activity. The transcript has 7 exons. Gene Ontology annotation, cellular component: nucleus.